AUGGCGUCUGCACAGCCUGUUCCGUCCUCGAUGAGGCGGAAUCGUGAUGCUUCUCACGCAGAGGUGCCGAUAGGACGCUACAUACGGCUGGAACAGAUCGGUCGAGGUAGCUUCGCAACCGUCUAUCAGGGAGUACAUGCCAAACAUCGAUCCUACGUCGCCAUCAAAUCGGUCAAUCUAUCCAAACUCAAUAAGAAACUGAAGGAGAAUCUGUGGUCAGAAAUCGAUAUUCUAAAGGGCCUCCAUCAUCCGCACAUUGUCGCUUUGAUCGAUUGUCAUGAGACCACAUCCCACAUUCACUUGGUUAUGGAAUACUGUGCUUUAGGAGACCUUUCUCUUUUCAUCAAGAGACGCGACACACUGCGGGACCAUCGGUAUACACGAGACAUGAUUGCCAAGUACCCAAACCCGCGGGUUGGGGCACUGAACGAAGUCGUUGUCCGCCAUUUCCUGAAACAACUUUCUAGCGCUCUCAAAUUCCUUCGCGACCGAAACUUAAUACAUCGGGAUAUCAAGCCCCAAAACCUUCUACUUUGCCCUUCACCUUCGUCAUAUCGCAAUGCUGGCACUCAAGUAGUGCCAUUUAAAGGAAGUGAUGACUCUUUUACUCCCCUAGCUGGCUUGGAAACCCUUCCAAUGCUUAAAAUAGCCGACUUUGGUUUCGCUAGAUCCUUGCCAUCGACGUCUUUGGCUGAAACCCUCUGUGGCUCUCCGCUCUACAUGGCCCCUGAAAUUUUACGAUAUGAAAAGUACGAUGCCAAGGCCGACUUGUGGUCCGUCGGCACGGUCUUGUAUGAGAUGGUUGUCGGCAAGCCUCCGUUCAUGGCAUCAAACCACGUUGAGCUACUCCGCCGAAUAGAACGGCACAAAGAUAAGAUUCGGUUUCCCGACGAACUCGAAAUAUCCGCCGAUAUCAAAUCUCUCAUUCGAGGCCUCCUCAAGAUGAAUCCAGUGGAGCGGAUGAACUUUCCUGAAUUCUUUGAUAACAUCGUCAUCCAAGGAAGCAUCCCUGGCCUUGUAGGAAACGACCUUACUCCGUCCCAACCCGCCUUUUCCAUCCCGGACCAACCGGGGCCUGCUUUAUCGAACGACAAUAGAUCCGCCGAUGUACAGGAUCCUAGGGAGCAGCUAGAGGAUAUCAGGGAGCCUUCAGCAACUCAAUCCCCGAUUCCUGCCUCUCGACGGACAAGCAUCCCGCAGGUCGACCUAGGCACGUCGCCACGGUCAGAACCAAUGCAGCGAAAUGCUAGCGGAGACAAGUUACCCCGGCCGAGUGAUGCACAACGUGCCGCGGGUAUCGGUAGGCGGCCAGGUCCUAUUUCACAGGUGACUGCACCAGGCCGACAAGAGUUGGUGGACAAAUACCAAGGAGUGCCUGAGCGACGACCGAGCCGCAACUCGCCUUAUCAAUCUCCUAUAAUAAAACAAGAAGAGGACCCAACGAUAAAGGACGAGCGUGAAAGAGCUGCUCAGGACAUAGCCUUUGAGCGCGAUUACGUUUUGGUGGAAAAGCGCGCAGUGGAGGUCAAUGCCUUUGCUGAUGAGCUAGCUAAUAGUCCCCGAAUAGUGCAGCCGGGGUCUCGAGUAUCUGGUGGUAUUGUGCGACGAGCAACAAUGCAAUCCGUUCCUUCAUCAAACAAUCCGCCGGCAUCUCCGAAAGCUAUUCAGUUUACCGGGCGUUCUCGAGCGGACUCGCACACGCGGCAAGGCUCGUACGAGCGGCGAUAUGGCCAGAGCCCGUCAUCUGCCACAUCAGCUAUCUCGAAGGCAUUGAACAUGGCCAGUGGGCGGCUAUUUGGAGUCAGCUUUUCACCACCAAUAGGACUGAGUAAGGGAGGACGAUCACCGCCACUGACUUAUAAUCCAUACCCGACCUAUCCAGCGGCACAAUACAGUUUGUUGAUGGGUACCGAAGGAACUAAGACGAACACCGCUUUGGAUGAAGAUACAAAAACCGUUCAGUACAUUGAGGACUGCGCUACUCGGAGCGACGUUGUUUAUGGAUUCGCUGAGGUGAAGUAUAAGCAGCUGAUUCCGCUUACUCCGUCUGUGCAGACAGAUUUGGACAAGGGCGGGGACCAGGUCUUUUCGGACUCUGAUGACGGCGAGUUAACGCCGGAUGCCGUGGUAACUUUGUCCGAAGAAGCUCUGGUCCUGUAUGUAAAGGCUUUGGCACUUCUGGCAAAGUCAAUGGAUAUUGCAGGGGCUUGGUGGGCUCGCAAAAACCGAGGCGAAGUCUUUGGCGACACGGCUCAAGGUACCUCUACGACUAAUGCCCUUGUUGGGACACGAAUCAACAACGUCGUCCAAUGGGUACGCAAUCGGUUCAACGAGGUAUUGGAGAAGGCGGAAUUCGUUCGACUGAAACUCAUUGAGGGCCAGAAGCGUUUGCCAUCAGAUCAUCCAAGCCAUCCAAGCAAUCAUUCCUUGGAAUCUAAUUCUGCCGGUACCCUAGGCACAUCUACAGAUCACGUUGUGGUUAGUUCCGGCGUCACUGCGGAGAAGCUGAUGUACGAUCGUGCUCUUGAGAUGAGUCGAGCAGCGGCUAUCAACGAACUCACCGGAGAGGAUUUGCCAGGGUGUGAAAUUGCAUAUAUAACGGCAAUUCGCAUGCUUGAGGCGGUCCUUGAGAGCGACGAACUGUCUCAGUCUAACAAAGGUGACCGUGCCGGUGAUCCAGACAAGAUAUACCUCGAUGGAGUCCAGGUUGAGGACCGCAAAGUAGUUAGCAAACUCGUUUCAAGCAUUCGUUCUCGCCUGGCAUCUCUUCGCAAGAAGAUUGCCGUUAUGGCCAAGCACUCGUCGGCGCCUUUGGGUACAUCACCCGGCAAAAUCGCAACGGCAAAGGUGCGACCGGCUUCUCCUGCGAUUGCAGGGAUAAGUCCACCUCGGUGA
Talaromyces marneffei is the source of this 2895-nucleotide messenger RNA. RefSeq lists its product as uncharacterized. Gene Ontology annotation, cellular component: autophagosome; cytoplasm. Gene Ontology annotation, molecular function: ATP binding; protein serine/threonine kinase activity. Lineage: Eukaryota; Fungi; Ascomycota; Eurotiomycetes; Eurotiales; Trichocomaceae. The record is from RefSeq and is a predicted model, not a curated record. Bases 1 to 2895 code for a protein of 964 amino acids. The transcript has 3 exons. Gene Ontology annotation, biological process: autophagosome organization; peptidyl-serine phosphorylation; protein autophosphorylation.